This is a messenger RNA of Fonsecaea monophora, 1977 nucleotides long. RefSeq lists its product as hypothetical. The transcript has 5 exons. Gene Ontology annotation, cellular component: fungal-type vacuole membrane. The record is from RefSeq and is a predicted model, not a curated record. NCBI's taxonomy places the organism in Eukaryota, Fungi, Ascomycota, Eurotiomycetes, Chaetothyriales, Herpotrichiellaceae. Gene Ontology annotation, biological process: intracellular calcium ion homeostasis; calcium ion transmembrane transport. Bases 1 to 1977 code for a protein of 658 amino acids. Gene Ontology annotation, molecular function: calcium:proton antiporter activity.
AUGACCACAGAUCGACGGUGCUCCUUCAAUGGUAGCACAGCGGAAGAAGACUCAGAAUUAAACGGCGAAGAUGAUGCUGGAGAAUCUUCCCGCCUGGUUCCGAGUUCCAGUCCCAUAUCCAGAGUCCUGAGACGUUUCCCUCGCUUUCUUCACCGCUCAUCUGCCCCCCAUGGCUGCGCUGUUGGUCACCGCAACCGGGACUUCUCUCAUUACUCUGACUCUCGUGGGGUGAAGCGCAACUGUUUCUCUCAAGCAGUAGUCGAGAUUUUUGCCACUGUCCGCGCCAUCCUGGGAUAUUCAUGGCUUAACAGCCUCUUGGUUUUCGUCCCGUUGGCCAUCGCCAGCUACUUGGCUCGAGCGAACCAUGUUCUGGUUUUCACAGCAAAUGUCAUCGCGGUAGUCCCAUUGUCGAGCUUGCUCACCUGCGCGACGGAAAACAUUGCACGAGAGUCGGGUGACGUGGUUGGAGCCUUGCUCAAUGUGACGUUCGGAAACCUGGUUGAGAUUGUGAUCUUUGCCGCCCUCUAUCAUAAGCAAUAUGAAGUGGUGCAAGCCUCUCUUUUGGGCUCGAUCCUCGUGAACCUCUUGCUCGUCUUGGGAUUAGCAAUCCUGGCCGGAAGUUUUUAUCGUCAAGAGCAGUCUCACAGAAUAGAGGACGCACAAGCUCUGGCCUGCCUCCUCAGUGUGUCCGUCUUCAGCUUGCUCAUACCUAGUGCCCUUGUCCACUCCUUUGACGAUCUAGAGUCUGCUAGACCAGCCGUGUUAACCUUGAGUCGAGCGUCUGCAUUGACCUUGUUGGCCAUCUAUUUACUCUACAUCUUUCUGCAGAUCAAGAACACUAUUGUCAACAGAUCACCCGUGCGCGUUGUCGGUCCAGACAGCAUAAAUGGUUCUGUACGGAUGAGUGGUGAUGCUGCUGCUUCCAGUGGAUUGUUAUUUCCGCGUUCGAUUCGGUUCCAAGAUGAGGAAGAGGCCGGAGGCUAUAAAAACACGCCCCUUGUGCGCAAAGACAGCUUGGAGAUGUCUGCGUUCGAUGAUUCCGGACAAUCACAAGUGGAGUCGGACGACAUCAAUGGACACCCGAACUUCGAAAGAUCUGACGAGGAUGAAGAUGGCGACACACAGGGCCAGGAGUGGAAAACUUCGUCUGACAAGAUACGGAACCCAAGAAGCUCCAUCUAUCAAUUUCCUGCGCGUAGACAAGGACAGGAUUCCGGCAAUUCGAGUCAGCGGCACAUGAGUCCUGCUGGCUUGCAGCCGUUACGGUCACACCGCUCGUCCUACGCAGGUUCAACAUCCAGUCUGCCACGUCUGCUUUUGGGGAGCUCCAUCGCCAAUGUCGACAGUCCGAGUGAUAUUGUGAGGCUCGAGGACCCACCAUUGGUUAUUGGGAAACUAGCUUCUAGCUUACUCCUCGUUAUCUCGUCCUUACUUGUGGCCUUUUGCGCCGAGUUCCUUGUGAACACACUCGACGAUAUUGUCGACUCCGGACCAUUUUCGGAAGCAUUCAUCGGGCUCAUUAUACUUCCAGUUGCUGGAAAUUGUGCGGAGCUCAUCACUGCGACCGCGGUCGCCACUGUAAGUCGCAUUUUACCCUCGAAACACGGAUGUAACCAAGCGGUCACGCUAAGGACGCUGGUGUGGUUGGUAGAGGCUAACAGAUAUCUGCAGAAAGGCAAGUUCGACUUGGCCAUCGGCGUCUCUGUUGGAUCAUCCGUUCAGAUCUCUUUAUUUGUCACGCCUUUGAUCGUCAUUGCGGGCUGGGCUCUGAACAGGGACAUGACCAUGUAUUUUGGUAUCUUUGAGACUGUGGCACUUUUCGCCACAACUUUUCUGGUGAACGUGCUCAUUCUCUAUCGCAAGUCAAACUUCUUGGAAGGAAGCUUGCUCUGUGCCUGCUACUUCAUCAUUGCAGUCGGAGCAUAUCUCUUCCCCACACCAGAUCAUCGAGCUCUGCAUGACCGUCCUCCAGACUAG